AUGUAUGUAGAAACUUUCACCACCUCCAUCGACCCGCUUGUUCUCAGAAGAGACGACAAGUUGCCUGCUUUGAACACAGGUACCACCACAUCGACACAAGCACCUUCCACCACAAACCUUGAUCAGUCCAGCACAGCCACCGACUCGAGCCUGACGAGUCAGAAGUCUGCGGCGCCAAACCUGGCCAACCUUCCCCAGAUGUCCUCCUCGAAAGCCGGUGGACUUCCUGGCCUUCCUACUCUCACUACCACCUCUGCUACUAGUGCAACGUUCACCACGCCAGCGAUCGAUGUUCCGUCAAUAAAAAAUAAUCCGUUUAUUUCUAGCACCAACAAGCCUCGAGGCACCGUUUUCAUCGGCGUGGGUAGUGCGGUGGCGGCCGUGCUUGUUCUCUUUGGCUUGUACAACUUGAUCAAGUCGUUCAUGGCCUCCUCCUUGGCCAAAAAGACCGUCAACAACGAGAAGCGCUCGUACCAGAGAUUUGCCGACAACGCUGCUUAUAGAGACAACAAUCGCUCGUCGACUGUGUUUGAUAACUUGACCACUGUCGGCAGUAGAUUGCCUCCUGGACCUGGCUCCUACACGGGCUCGCAGUAUGAGGGAAGCAACUCGUUCUUCGAGCUGAUGCCUGUGACUUCGCACCAGGACUUGACCAACAUGUUCAUUUCGCCCACCAGAGAGGUCAUGACGGGCCACAGCCGCUCCUUGGCGGAUAGUCAAGUGAACGUAUCCACAUUAGGUUCCGGCCGUCCUGGUCUCAAUGCCAUCGGUAAUAGAUCCUCGCAGCACAUGCCCAGCAUGUAUUUCCAUGAGGGAGCUAGCAACUCUACAGUUGGCGCUGGUGCAGUGCCCACCAGAACCCCGGAGAGAAGAAGAAGAGCCGUGCCGAGUAUGUACUUGGAGGAUCUCGUCGAUGAUGACUUCAACAAGCAGAUCAGCGGAGAAAACAAGCCCAGUCCAUGA
Messenger RNA from Australozyma saopauloensis, 963 nucleotides. RefSeq lists its product as uncharacterized. The record is from RefSeq and is a predicted model, not a curated record. Gene Ontology annotation, cellular component: cellular bud neck; fungal-type vacuole. The transcript has a single exon. NCBI's taxonomy places the organism in Eukaryota, Fungi, Ascomycota, Pichiomycetes, Serinales, Metschnikowiaceae. Bases 1 to 963 code for a protein of 320 amino acids.